AUGCCGCAACUACGGCUGGGCUCCGUAGCACCGGAUUUUGAAGCGCAAACUACGCAUGGGCGUAUCCGUUUUCAUGAAUGGUCACGCAAUGCGUGGGCUGUAUUGUUUUCCCAUCCAGACGACUUUACGCCGGUAUGCACGACUGAGCUAGCCGAAGUGGCGCGACGCUCUGCUGAGUUUGAGAAACGUGGUGUUAAAGUCAUCGGUCUAUCUGCAAACGACAUUACCUCUCAUGCGCGAUGGGUAAAGGACAUACGCGCAUUAGCAAAGACUGAGGUUACAUUCCCGAUCAUUGGCGACCCGGAGCGGAAAAUUGCCACUCAGUACGAUAUGUUGGAUGCUCUAGAUCCAAGCAAUGUUGAUGCUAAUGGAUUACCAUUGACCGUGCGUGAUGUGUUCGUCAUUGAUCCAAACCACAUUAUCCGGCUGAAAAUCUCGUAUCCUGCGUCAACAGGCCGUGAUUUUGACGAGAUUUUGCGCGUGAUUGAUUCUCUUCAGUUGGGCGACGAGCACCGCAUCACUACGCCGGCCAAUUGGCGCCCCGGCGACAGAGUUAUCAUUCACCCCAGUGUCCACGACGAAGAGGCUAAAGCUAGGUUCCCAGACUAUGAGACAGUCUUUCCGUAUUUGCGUUUGGCAAAGGAUCCUACUUCAGAAGGGUGCUAG
Molecule: messenger RNA, 666 nt
Organism: Malassezia globosa CBS 7966
Lineage: Eukaryota; Fungi; Basidiomycota; Malasseziomycetes; Malasseziales; Malasseziaceae
Exons: 1
Coding region: 1-666 (221 amino acids)
Biological process (GO): cellular oxidant detoxification; cell redox homeostasis
Cellular component (GO): mitochondrion; cytosol
Molecular function (GO): peroxiredoxin activity
Source: RefSeq, a predicted model, not a curated record